GAUUUGAACCUUUCUUGCAGUUUCCCGCCACUGCCGUGUGUCCUGAAGCAUUUCAUCACCGUUAAUUUUUCAAAGUCCUCUUCUGUAUGAAUGUGGGACAAAAUGGAGACCCCGACGAUAGUGUACGAUCUGGAUACCUCUGGGGGCUUAAUGGAGCAAAUCCAAACCCUGCUGGCGCCUCCCAAGUCCGAAGACGUGGAGAAGAGGAGCCGGAAGUUGGUGCGAGACGUCCGGAGGAGCGGCAGAGCCACCAACCAUGACACCUGCGACAGCUGCCGGGAGGGGGGCGACCUGCUGUGCUGCGACCACUGCCCCGCCGCCUUCCACCUGCAGUGCUGCAACCCACCUCUGAGUGAGGAAAUGCUUCCCCCCGGAGAGUGGAUGUGUCAUCGCUGUAACGUUCGAAAGAAGAAGCGGGAACAGAAGAACGAGCAGACGAAUGGCCUUCCAGAGCGCUCCUCGUCCAAGCGCUCUGCAUCUCCUGCCAUGGAGCUGGAGCUCAGCGCCGGCCCAUUACGGCUCGACGGUCUGCCUCCGGGUGCCGGGGCGGCAGGUCCAGGUCUGAGAGUGGCGCAGGUCCGUCUUCUUGAGCGCAGGACCAGCAGCAGGCCGAGUAGCCGUCCUGGGACUCCGACGUCCAACACCUCAUCCACGCCGACUCCCUCGGAGGAGCAGAACGAUGGAGAGGAGGAGGUAGCAGAGCCAGAGGACGAUGUUCCAGGUGCUGAACCUGAGUGUGCAACAUCAUCCGCUCCGAUGCCACGCCUCCUCAAGAGGCCCUUUCAGCUCCUCAUAGCUGCAGCCAUGGAGAGAAACCCCACGCAGUUUCAGCUGCCCACCGAGCUCACCUGCACCACCGCACUGCCAGGCAGCAGUAAACGAAGGAGAAAAGAAGAGCUGCUGGGGAAGCCGUUCAGGAGGCCUCAACACGAACUGGACCCUAACGGCCUCGUCCCUCUUCCUGUUAAAGUCUGCUUCUGCUGCAACAGGAGUUGCAGGUUGGCUCCACUGGUCCAGUGUGAUUAUUGUCCACUUCUCUUCCACAUGGACUGUCUGGACCCCCCCCUCACAGCUUUUCCUGCUGGAAAAUGGAUGUGUCCAAAUCACGUUGAGCACCUUGUGCUGAAUCAGAGGAGCCUGAGUUUGUCCAGCCGCUGCCAGCUCUUCGACCAGUUCCAGGACAGGAUCUCCCAGCACGCCGUCAAGGUGGACUUCCUCCGCCGAGUCCACCGACGAAAUCCUCCAAAUCGUCGCACGUCUCAUCAGCACAACAAGAAAACCAUGAAGGUGCCAGAUGCCAUCAAGGCUCAGUACCAGAGUCCUCCCUCCAUGCUGCUUCCUGCAGGGGUGCGUCAGCUGGAGCUGAUCUGUGGCAGCGUUCCUGACCAUCAGCCGUCUGGACGCCUCACCACCGAGGCCGAGCAGGAGGAGUGGCUUCAGGACGUCAUCUCGCUCCAGUGCAGCAUCGUGCGACACCUGUCCGUCAAACAGAAGGCGGGCUCUGCAGAGUCCUCGGCAGCGCUGGACAGCAAGAAGACGAGCGUCUCAUCAGAGGGCAUGAAGAUUCAAGCCUCUUUAGAAAGGACUUCUUCUGAGCCCUGCUUUAAGCCUUGUGCUUUACCUUUAAACCCCCUGGGACCCUUGACUUCCAGAGACCCCCCAGCAGAGCUGGGUGUGUGUAAAUGCAGCCUGGAACCAUGUCAGAACUGUAGGAAACCCAAUGGACCACUGGCAGAGCUUCAGCCCACUGAAGCCAAUGGGCCCGUGGACUACAAGACGUCAGCUUCCUACAGGCAGGCCGAGCUGCAGCACAGACUGAAGCCUUGUUCAACCCCCCCAGACCCCGUUCCCACCCCAUAUCUGCCAAACCACAUAGGAACACAAACGGUUAAAAAGGAUCCUGAGAGCACAGCAGAGGACUGUGCUCAGAAAAACUGCCCCAUGGGCCCUACAAUAUGGCCCCCCAGGAGUCAGCAGAACCACAGGAGCCAGGCACAGCUCCAGGAGGAGCGCACGAGUAGAGAUGAAAAACCAACCAGUUUGACCAGCACUUCACCCUCAGGCACCCAGGUCCAGGAUCCAACGAAGCCGGAACUGUCCAUCCCAAGCACAGACCUGAAGGCCGGUCCUGCUCUGCUGCCCACUGGACUUUGUUCUGUCCCAAACCUGCUCACGUGCAUGAACAGUGCACGGGCGGACGGGGGGAUCGAGCUGGACCGGCUGGAUGCAGAUCUCAUUAAGCUGCUGGCCUAUCAGCGGAUCCAGCAGCUGUUCCCCCCCAAAGCCCCCAGCACUCCACCUCUACCAGCUCCCAGUGCUGCCUCAAAAAGUCUGCCCCCACAUUCUGACAGACAGAAGAAGGUGCAGGUCCGAGCGGUCUUCUACCCUCUAACAGGAAGGGGCGGGGCUGUCAGCAUGUGCUACAGGACGUUGUACAUCGGAUCUGGUGCCGACAUGGACGUGUGCCUUACCAACUACGGGCACUGCAACUACGUAUCGGGGAAGCACGCCUGUAUUUUCUACGAUGAGAACACCAAGCACUACGAGCUGCUGAACUACAGCGAGCACGGCACCACCGUGGACAACGUCCUCUACUCCUGUGACUUCUCAGAGAAAGCCUCGCCGUCUCCGCCCAGCGGCCUCGUGGCCAAGGUCCAAGGCAUUAUCCGUCGCAGUAAGAAGCGGGACGAGCGUGGAGGUCCUGCUCCUGUGGUGGGCUGUUUACCUGCUGGUGGAGUCAUGAGCAGCCAGUCUCAGGGGGGUGCGCUGCGCUCGUGCAGCUGUAAGGCGAGCAGCUCCAGACUGAUCGGGGGCACGGGGGCGGGCUGGGAGGGCACGGCCCUCCUCCAUCACGGCAGCUACAUCAAACUGGGCUGUCUCCAGUUUGUCUUCAGCGUCAGCGAGUUCGCCAGUGAGCGGCCCAAGGAGGAGCACGGCGUCCUGCCCCCCCUUGCCAGCUGCAGUGCAGCCUGCUUAGACCCCACCCCCACCUCCACACAACCCCCCAGCAGCCCCUCCAGCCAAGAUGAGGCCGAUGCUGACAGUGCCCCCGCCCACCAAGUGCCCGUCCUGCGCUCCAACUCUGUUCCAUAACCCUCACAGCACCCCACCCC
This is a messenger RNA of Nematolebias whitei (Rio pearlfish), 3113 nucleotides long. It is a transcript of the gene phf12b, whose product is annotated as PHD finger protein 12b. Lineage: Eukaryota; Metazoa; Chordata; Actinopteri; Cyprinodontiformes; Rivulidae. Gene Ontology annotation, biological process: negative regulation of transcription by RNA polymerase II. The coding region runs from base 91 to 3093 and encodes 1000 amino acids. The record is from RefSeq and is a predicted model, not a curated record. Gene Ontology annotation, cellular component: Sin3-type complex; nucleus. Gene Ontology annotation, molecular function: transcription corepressor activity; protein binding. The transcript has 15 exons.